UCACUCUCACGAUAAAGACGACACUCUCCCCUAACCAAAAUCCAAAUCUCCCUUCUUCCCCCGCCCUAAUUCCUUCAGGAACAAGCUCGGAGCUUUGCCCAAGAAGCUUCACAACGCAAGACUCUCUCUGCCUCUCUCUCUCCCUCUCUCUGCCCUAUAUCAAUCCCAAUCUCUCUCCCUCUCGGUCCCUUCAAGAAAGCACACACCCAAGAACCCUGAAACCAUAAAGAGCUCCAAACUUUGCCUAUAAACAAAAACGCACGCGCACGCGAGCCCAAGAACCAAGAGCUCAAACCUUGCCCAAGAAAAUCCCAUCCAACCACAAACGCAUAUGGGCACUUUGGUGGGUCACGUCGCACCGGGGUUCGGCUUCUUCCUCAUCGGCUUGUGGCACUUGCUCAACCACAUCAAGCUCCAUGCCGCCCACCCCCGGUCCUACAUGUCGCCGCCGUGGUUCGCCGCCUCGCGGCUCAGGUACUCGGAGCUCCUCGCGAUCAUGGCCGGUUGCUGCAUGUCCGUGGCCAUGGAGCUCUUCGUCAGCCCGAUGCGCCACCAGCCGCUAGACUCGGACUGGACCAUCCCCUCCAACCACCUCCACAACUUCGAGCACUCCCUUAUCUCCAUCUCCUUCUUCACCUACGCGGCUUCCGCAAUAGUCCUCGACAAGGCCAUGACCGGGCCAAACACGGCCACGGCCAAGAACGGGCUGACCCAGCUGAUCGGCGCCGUCGCCUUCGCCCAGGAGCUCCUCCUCUUCCACCUCCACUCCACCGAUCACAUGGGCGUCGAGGGUCAGUACCACCUCCUCCUCCAAGCGGUCAUCGCCGUCUCCCUAGCCACCACCCUCCUCGGCAUCGCCCUCCCCAGGAGCUUCCUCGUCAGCGUCGUCCGGUCGACGAGCAUCCUCUUCCAAGGGGUCUGGCUCAUGAUCAUGGGCGUCAUGCUAUGGACCCCCAGCCUGAUCCCCAAGGGGUGCUUCUUGAACUUGGAGGAGGGUCACGAUGUGGUCCGGUGCCACUCCGAUGAGGCACUUCACAGGGCCAAGUCGCUGGUCAACAUCGGGUUCGGGUGGUUCUUGAUCUUGAUCACGGUGUUCUCGGUGGGUCUCUACUUGGCGCUCGUCAAGAUUUACGGAGAGACGGUGGAGUAUCGGUCCCUAACGAAGACUACAGAGCUUGACGAAGAAGAAGAAGAUGAUGGCGGUGAGAGCGAUGACGUCGAGUCGCAGAAGAAAAUCAAAUUUGGGGAGCCCAAGAGCUUCAUCCACGUGGGUAACUCGAAAACCUUCGCACCCAUCAACAUCGAAAGGUAGAUAUGAGCAAAUAAUAAGGGAAAAAAUGGCAAGAAAAGGUUUAAAAAAAGAGUGAAAAGAUAUGUGUGCAGGGAGACGAUGAUGGUGAUUAGGUUUCGGGGGUGUAUAGAUUAUGUUGGUGGGGGUACCGAUUACGUUUUUUCUUCUUCUUUCUUUUUUUCUUCUUCGGGAUUUACAAAAUUGUGGAGUUAUGCUUUGUAUUGAAAAAGAUUUGCAUAGUUUAUGGGGUAAAUUAAAUUAAGUUCGAAAAAAAAAAAACAGUGCAUGGUUUGUGGGGACAGUCGUGCUAAUCCUGAGGUUCCGAAUUGAUGGCUCCAGCUUAGGGUUUGAAUAUAUUGGGUCGUGUGUUUGUAUAGAAAAACAGUUGAUUAAUAUCAAUUUUUCAUUGUA
Messenger RNA from Syzygium oleosum, 1702 nucleotides. RefSeq lists its product as uncharacterized. Lineage: Eukaryota; Viridiplantae; Streptophyta; Magnoliopsida; Myrtales; Myrtaceae. The record is from RefSeq and is a predicted model, not a curated record. The transcript has a single exon. Bases 332 to 1312 code for a protein of 326 amino acids.